AUGGCUGCUUCAAGCGGCAUUAUAGCUCGGCCGUAUACGCCUGUAGACUUGUUCCUCAACAUCUCCUUUUCCACUCUUCUGGAAAUCCCUGGCAAAGAUAUCAUCCUUCCUGGGACUACGUCUAAGGCUUUGGCUAUACUAUGUGUAACGGGAGAAUGCGAUCAUCAAUACUACGACGCCUACGAGAGCAAUGUGAAGCAAGCCCUGUUCGUUGCAGACGCUAAUGAGCAGAUCGUCUACGGCCUGUGGCUGUGGCUGCAGGCCGUCGACCAAAUUGCGCCUGGUCAAUGGCUGGCAUAUCAGGACUAUGGUGCCGAGGGACAUUUUGCCGUUCUUCAACGGGAUUGCUGCAUUGCCUGUGCUUGCAAGAUGAUUCAGGAGGGCUUCAGCAGUCGUGAGGGUCAUUCGUUCAAAGUCAUUCGCAUAAUUUAUGGAAGGCUUGCUCGCCAAGAUAUGGAAUGA
This is a messenger RNA of Letharia columbiana, 462 nucleotides long. RefSeq lists its product as uncharacterized. The record is from RefSeq and is a predicted model, not a curated record. NCBI's taxonomy places the organism in Eukaryota, Fungi, Ascomycota, Lecanoromycetes, Lecanorales, Parmeliaceae. Bases 1 to 462 code for a protein of 153 amino acids. The transcript is spliced from 2 exons.